CGCGCUGCCUUUUUAAGCAAACAUACACAUUAUGUCAUUCCCCACUCGGCCAGAGGACGUUACUCGGUGAGGAGCUGCUGUGCUGCUCAUUCGCCCCCCUCUCCUGUCGUCACCGCUGUUUAGUUGCCUUCUUUUUAGUCGUCCGUCUUCACUGUUUGCUAGUUUCAGUCAUGUAUCGGUAUUUCGGGGAGCUAUUAAGCCGCUCAGCGGGUACCGCUCUGGCCUCGGGAUGCGUGGAUUCCGCUCUCCCGGUGUCCUCGUCCCUGAUGCGGGUCCGUCACUAUGCCGACGCAGCGGACAAGCCCGACGACCCUAACUUCUUCAGGAUGGUGGAGGGCUUCUUCGACCGUGGCGCUGCCAUCGUGGAGGACAAGCUCGUGGAGGACCUGAAGACGAGGGAGACCCCCGAGCAGAAGAGGCACCGUGUGCGGGGCAUCCUGCGCAUCAUCAAACCCUGCAACCACGUCCUCAGCGUGUCUUUCCCCAUUAAGAGAGAUAACGGAGAGUGGGAGGUGGUGGAGGGUUACCGCGCCCAGCACAGCCAGCACAGAACACCCUGUAAAGGAGGUAUCCGUUACAGUUCAGAUGUGUGUGUCGAUGAAGUGAAAGCCCUGGCAUCUCUGAUGACCUACAAGUGUGCUGUUGUCGAUGUGCCAUUUGGAGGAGCCAAAGCUGGAGUCAAGAUCAACACCAAGAAUUAUUCUGACAAUGAACUGGAGAAGAUCACAAGGAGAUUCACCAUUGAGCUGGCCAAGAAGGGUUUCAUUGGACCUGGCAUCGACGUUCCUGCCCCAGACAUGAGCACAGGAGAGAGGGAAAUGUCCUGGAUUGCCGACACAUACGCCAACACCAUUGCACACACUGACAUCAACGCCCAUGCAUGCGUCACAGGAAAACCGAUUAGUCAGGGAGGAAUCCACGGACGUAUCUCGGCCACUGGUCGUGGAGUCUUCCACGGCAUCGAGAACUUCAUUAACGAGGCCUCCUACAUGAGCAUGCUGGGCCUGACACCUGGCUUCCAGGACAAGACCUUCAUUGUCCAGGGCUUUGGUAAUGUGGGUCUCCACUCCAUGAGAUACCUGCACAGGUUUGGAGCCAAGUGUGUGGGCGUUGGUGAAAUUGAUGGAGCCAUCUACAACCCAGAAGGCAUCGACCCCAAACAGCUGGAGGAAUACAAACUGCAACAUGGCACCAUUGUGGGAUUCCCUGGAGCCAAACCCUACGAGGGGAGCAUUUUGGAAGCCGACUGCCACAUCCUGAUCCCUGCUGCCGGAGAAAAGCAGCUCACACGUCUUAAUGCGCCCAGGAUCAAGGCUAAGAUCAUUGCUGAGGGUGCCAACGGUCCCACCACCCCAGAUGCUGACAAGGUCUUCCUGGAGAACAACGUCAUGGUUAUUCCUGACAUGUACCUCAACGCCGGUGGUGUGACGGUGUCCUAUUUCGAGUGGCUGAAGAACCUCAACCAUGUCAGCUAUGGAAGACUGGCCUUCAAAUAUGAGAGAGACUCCAACUACCACCUGCUCAUGUCUGUGCAGGAGAGUUUAGAGAGGAAGUUUGGUAAGCAGGGAGGACCCAUACCCAUUGUACCCACUGCUGACUUCCAGGCCAGAAUCGCUGGCGCCUCUGAGAAGGACAUUGUUCACUCUGGAUUAGCUUACACCAUGGAGAGAUCUGCCCGGCAAAUCAUGCGCACAGCAAGCAAGUACAACCUGGGUCUGGACCUGCGGACUGCCGCCUACGUCAACGCCAUCGAGAAGGUCUUCAAAGUGUACAACGAGGCUGGGCUCACCUUCACAUAAACGGCCAGUCGUGAGCUGUACUUGCUCUCCCUACCUCUACUCUCCUACUAUUAUUCUCCCUCUCCAUCCAUUUUCCACCUGUUCCAUAGCCUUAAUAGAUGACAUAUCACUGUUUAGCGCUGCCUUCUGGCUCUUAAACAGACAUAUUUACGUCAACACAUUGUUUAAUGGUUUUUAUUCUGUGAUAUUUGUGCUGCCAUUAUAUCAAAAUCGCUGUUUGCCCUCAUAUAAAUGUUAAUGAUAUUGUUGUAUGGGUGGUAGCCAUGUUCAAAGCGCCCCUUUUUGUGAUCGCUGAAUGCACGCGUGAUCCUUCCUGUUUGCGAUUGUUUCAGUUGUCCGCACUACAGAUGCCUUAUGUCAGAAAGAGAUCUGCUCUGAAAGAGAGCACCUUUACUUCAGUUAAAAGGGAUUUAGAUCAGCUACUUAUGUGUGAAUAAGAGAAGAGUCAUUUUUAUUAUUCUUGAGUUAAUCUUCUCACCCAUACUUAGCAGUAAAGGUAUAGGAUUACCAAAAAUGAUAUCAUUUUCAUUUAGUUUUACCUGUCAGAAUCCAGUAGAUGCUCUCCCUCCCCUGCCUCCUUUUUUCCUCCUCUCCUCACCUUGAAAGCAGCUUCUCCCUGAUUCCUCCACUGGCCAAGAAAGGGGAGCAGGAAGUGGGUGAGGCAUCUGUUCCCAGGUUGAAUUUUCUUAAUUCUUGACCCUCCACACUUCCUCCUCCAUAGAAAUCGCCAUAGAGGAAAUUUUUUAUUUUUAUUCAUUUUGUUGAAACCAAUAAAAAUGUUUCCGAAGGCA
Messenger RNA from Solea solea (common sole), 2590 nucleotides. It is a transcript of the gene glud1b, whose product is annotated as glutamate dehydrogenase 1b. Gene Ontology annotation, molecular function: L-glutamate dehydrogenase (NAD+) activity. Gene Ontology annotation, cellular component: mitochondrion. NCBI's taxonomy places the organism in Eukaryota, Metazoa, Chordata, Actinopteri, Pleuronectiformes, Soleidae. The record is from RefSeq and is a predicted model, not a curated record. Gene Ontology annotation, biological process: L-glutamate catabolic process. The transcript is spliced from 13 exons. The coding region runs from base 171 to 1799 and encodes 542 amino acids.